CAUAGUGGAAAUGUGGGCACUACACACAUUCGUAAUGUUGCUGGCUGCCAUUAUCGUUUUGCGUUACACAUGUGUCGGCGCCAGAAGCGCUGUUUGUGACGAUCCGCCUACCGUAGAGAACUGCAGCAUUAUACACCGAAAGUGGAGCUUCAUGCCAGACUCGAGAAAGUGUGAAAUAAACUACGUCUGCUCUCGGCACCCUAAUAGAUUUGACACAGAACAGGAAUGUGAGGCAGCUUGCCCCUCAGAGACCGAUCACAAUCCUCCACCAAGAGAUGACUGCUCCUACUGGAUUCAACAUUUAGAUGAGUGCAAAUUCCGAAGGAACACGUUCUACCCUGACAAAUACGGGCGAAGGCAGCGUGUUUUAAUAUUCCGUUUCUGUGGACAAUCAAGCGUGAAAUUAUAUGCCUAUUACUACAACAGUGGUGAAUGCAUAGAAAUUGUCCUGCGAAGGUGGUGACCUCAAAAUAAAUGGACUGCUGAGGAAUUUCUUCUCGAUUCUCUACUACAUCUUUAAUUACCCGACCUUGCCUUCAUUAAAGUCACUGCAAUAAAUGGACACCAACUCUGGGUAACCCUUUGUCACCAUUCCCA
Dermacentor silvarum is the source of this 597-nucleotide messenger RNA. RefSeq lists its product as uncharacterized. The transcript is spliced from 4 exons. Bases 11 to 463 code for a protein of 150 amino acids. Gene Ontology annotation, molecular function: serine-type endopeptidase inhibitor activity. The record is from RefSeq and is a predicted model, not a curated record. Lineage: Eukaryota; Metazoa; Arthropoda; Arachnida; Ixodida; Ixodidae.